This is a messenger RNA of Colias croceus (clouded yellow), 2099 nucleotides long. RefSeq lists its product as uncharacterized. The coding region runs from base 1 to 1722 and encodes 573 amino acids. Lineage: Eukaryota; Metazoa; Arthropoda; Insecta; Lepidoptera; Pieridae. The transcript has a single exon. The record is from RefSeq and is a predicted model, not a curated record.
AUGGUCGACAAAGAUUCACGUUCAUUUAUUAUUAAUAUAAACAAACAAAAGGAAUUCAAACUUUUUGAGCCAAUCAAGCUCAAUAAUAAUGGACGUAAAAUUUUUAUUCGAGAAAAGCGAUCAUCCAAAACCAGUGCAAAGAAAUAUUAUGAUUUACCAAGACAAGAAAUAUUACCUGUACGUAAGUUAAAGCGAACCCAGCUUUUACUACCAUUUAGAUUAUUCAUGAAGAAACAAAAUAAGAAUCGAUUCAAAAAAUAUACAGAAAUUAGUAUUUUUGAUAAACACAGAAUUUACCAUCCUCAGUUACAAGACUAUUUAGCAGAAGAUAAACUUCCAAAUGAAAUUAACACAAUUACUGAUUUAGAUGAACAUUUCUUUGAAUAUGUCAAUGGGCGUCCAACGUUUUUACACGUGCCUAUUUUUAAAACUUUUAAAUUGAUGCUUAACAAUUUUAUGAGAAUUCGUCAAGAAAUAGGCCAUAAAAAAGAUUGUGUAUUAAACGUGGAUGUAAAUAAAAUCCAAGAAAAUGAAAUAUAUGAUUUAGCCGUACGGCAUGUUAUUGAAGAAGCUAGUCACUUUGAUAGUUUUAUAUCACAAGAUUAUCAUAAUUCUAUGAUACUUUUAGCAAAAUGGGAGCAAUUAGAACAAAAAGUUGAGCGUCAGGUUGCUGAAUUGCAAAGUUUAGCUAAUGAGAUGUUUAGUAUCAAGUCGAGAAUCAUUGGACUUGAUUAUAAAUACAGCCAACAACAAAAGUUUGGCAGAUUUUUGUACUAUUUGUCACCUCCCACCUGGCGCUUACAUAACAGAGAUUUUGCGAGAUCUGUAGAAAUAGAAGCUAAGGGGUUCGACUUUGGUGAUUCUAAUGACGAGGACACAUUUACUGUAAUAUUUGAAAAAUUGCGCAAAGUAUGCUAUGAAAAGCCAGUAAAACCCGUCUUAUAUUUUAAACGUCCAGAAGACAUUAUAAAAGUGUUCAAUGCCAUGGAAUAUCAACAGUUGCAUUAUUUCACUCAUGUGACACAUUUAAAACCUUACAUAAAGAAUUUAAAGGAGAAUAUUAAAACACUCAAAGACAUGAACACUCAAGAUAGUGCUUCAAUUUUAAACUCUAUAUCAAAUUUCCAAAAUCUUUUAAUAUUUUGCGAAGACAGAUGUACUCAACUAAAAGCGAAAUUUUAUAAAAUAUUAUUUGGUAUAUUUUAUGAUUCUGUUGGUAAAUUAGAUGUUUUAAAGUUAAAACUACACUUGGAAUUUUGUUUUGAAAAAAUAAUUUUAGACAAGCCUUUGAAUAUGGACAUUGUUUCGAUCGCAAGGAAUCUUGAAAAUUUUUAUAUGGAAUAUUCUUAUCAACUAGACUGUAUAAAAAGUGGAAACUUACGACGAGCUAUAACAAAAUGCCAAGAAAUGGAGAGUCAAAAAAUCGUGAAAGCUAAUCGAGCUGCUAAAGAAUUGCGCCUCUUUGAUCGGUUGGAAAAAAAAAUGCUACGAGCUCACGGUCUUUAUUCUAAAUCUAUGAACAAUCAAGUAAAUUAUCAGAAGUUUCGUCAAGGCAAAAAGCCUGAUAAAUAUAAAGUUUCAUUAGAUAUUAAAAAGAGACAAAGUUUAACAGCAGACGAGUUGGAGUAUUUAGCGCUCUUUACUGACUGGACUGAAAAUGAAGAUCCGGCUCAUUAUUUACAGCGCCUGAGUUUAAAAGAAAAUGACAAUAAACUUGUUUAGAUUACUUUAAUCAAACUUUAAUAUAUACCUUAGCAUACAACUUAUAUGUCAUUAAUUCAAAUUUAUGACUUGAUUCUUGUAAAAGCAAAUGUUAUUAUAAAAGGUAUAAAACCUUAAGGGAAGUUGCCAUACGCAUAAAUGAAAAGCGAAAGUUUUAAUAAAAACAGACUUUAUUAAGGGAGUCAAUAGAAAGAACAUUCAUUUGUUACAAUGACAAUUGAAAUAAACAAUACAAUUACAAUAAUGCAUCGAUACUUUUAAUAAAACAAUUUUUUCAACAAAAUAUAUAUUACCUACACAUAUAAAGGUUUGGUUUCAUGGUAUUGACGAAUAACUACACAUACCGAAUUUACAUAUUUACAAGGAGCUUAACAUAA